GGAGGAACCGGAUGAAGAGGACUUGGAAUAAAUUAUUUCUGGAAACAUCACGGUUAACUCGAGCCGUAUAAUUGUCCUACCAGACGUGUACAAAUGUCUUGGGCACACGUACGAGAUUGGAAACUCCAUUGUUCACUCUUAUUACCUGGUGAUAGAGAAAAACCUCACGGUCCCCAAGGAAGGCGACAUUGUAGCGUCAAACGUGAGUGGUGGGUUCAUCGAGACUCUCGUUUCAGUUCAUAAAACCAACGACACAGGAUACUUGGAAACAAAGUUUCAGCGAUGCAACGAGAAUUCUCAGUUGAAUUCCACCAGACUGACACAAAGUAGACAGACAUUUUCCCAGUCGGUGUUCUGUAGCGGAGGAGACAACAACCCUGGACUCGUGCUUUCAGCAGCGGGAGAAAGAGUUGAACAUUUUGCAAUCAAUGACUCAGUGGUAGGAAGGCCAAGCCGUGGCUACAUCGCAAAGGUUAUAAAGGUUAUUUCCAAUGGUGAUUUUUUCCUUGUGGAAGUGAUUUCGGCUGAACUGAAUGAAAAUGGAACCGUUCGUACCGCAGUGGAUGUAAGUCGAUUACAAAGCCACCACAGGAGGACAAAACGCUCGUCAAAAGAAAUUGAUUUAGCCAGCUUUCAAUCCAGGAUAAGUCACAAGAUGCUGGCUACGGGAAAUGCAAAAAUCCAGGUCUCCAUGUCUGCCUAUUUAAGUCUGACGGCGUUUGUUGAGAUCGAGUCCAAGUGGUUUGGAUUUGGAAUUAAGGACGCUACAGCCGGUUUAAAGUUAGAGGGAGGUUUGGAUUUCUCCUGUGACAUUAGUGUCGAUGGGGAAUUAAGGUAUUCUGGAGAUCUUAUUGUGAUGAAGGAUAAACAGCUUGGUAGCACAAAGUACAUUCGCUUUGGUGUAAUAAAACUUCCUGCCGGAAUAUUCUUAGGGUUGACUGGCCAAGCAACCGCUACACUAUCUGGAACUCUUCGACGAUCAGCAUCUGUCAGUGGUAGGGUAUCCCUUGGAGGUGAAUGUAGUUGGAGCGAAGGAAGUUGUUACACAACUGAUAAUUCGAUCAGUUUUGGAUCUGACUGGAGUAAGCCAAAACCAAAAUUGAAGACUGGAGCUAAAAUAGAUCUUACAGUAACGCCCACGAUUUCUGUGAAAGUGCCAGCAAUGCCUAAGAGGUUCGAAAAUGGAGCAAAGCGGCCGUCACUCAGUAUACUAGAUAAGAUAGUUGUAGCAGCUGCUGAUAUAGUGGACCUUUCUUUAUCUCUGUUUGCGAGUGUACCGCUUCAAGCGGGGAUUUCAAUGGCUUACCCUUCCAGUCAGUGCAAGGGAAAAACACCAGCUGAAAUUGAAGGCUCUUAUGGAAUUUCUGACCUGAUUUUUGGUGUCUCAGUUGGUUUUCUUGAAAAACAAUUGCGAUUGUCAUUUAACACUGGAUUUUCUCUGAAGAAAUGGACUAGGGAUUGUGUCUGUCCAGUUUCCAGCAUUAAGAUAUGUCAGGGAUUCAUCUCAAAGCCACCAGCACCCAGGCCCCCUGUAGAAAAUCCUCCGAAACCUCCAGACAAAAAGAAGCGGAAAAAGAAAAAGAAGACCGGAAAUGAUUCCAAUCAGGGUAAGAACCCGGGACUUGAAUGUGGAGAAGAUCAUGCCUGUGCUGGGCGAAGAAUGGGACCUAACUGCACCCAGCCCGAUAUGUACCCCAAUCAGGAGUGCUCGGGGAAUGGAAAACCUGUCAUAUUGCCGCGGUGUGAAGCCGAAUGUGAGUGUUUCGGAGGAUGGGAAGGUGAAUAUUGUGAAAGAAUAUCUGCAAACGGCGGAGGAGACCCGCAUCUGGAGACCUUAGAUGGGGUAAAUUUCGACUUUUUCGGUAUUGGAGAAUUCUGGGGUUGUAAAAGUGUCAAAAACGACUUCGGGCUUCAGUUUCGUUUUUAUUACUAUGAAAGAGCGUCGCUUAUUGGUGGAGUUGCACUGAAAGCUGGGAAGAGUAUAGUGACAGUUAUGACAAUCAAGACUGAAAACGCACAGGACACGCCCAUUCUCAGAAUCAAUGGAAUGUUAAUAAAUAUUACUAGCAACUCUUCACAACCUAUCGAUAUCAACAAUGGCACAGUUUUGUUAGAUCGUCAAAGGCGUUUUACCUUUGAAGCUGAAGAGAACAGUGUUGCACUUAUUUCAUUGCAGUACGAUGCAGGAGUCACUGUGACUAUUGACGUUCGACACAGCCGUGUGAUGAAGAGGCAGUACUUGAAUGUUCUCUAUUCACCCACUGCUGCGUACAAAGGUCACACUGAGGGACUGUGUGGCUUCAUGGACAACAAUGCAACAAAUGACUUCAUGGGACCAGAAAGAAUUCUUUACAAAGACGCUGUUCAGUUUGCGGAGUCAUGGAGAAUCAAGGCAUGCCAUAAUGGAUCAGGGAGACUUGAUUCUUGGUCCUGGAACUCGUCAAACUUUUACCACGAAGACGUCAUGGAUCUGACAUAUACGGAUCCAUCGUAUCUUUCCGUUUACUCAUUGGACGGGAUUCCAAAUUCUUUGUUAGAGGUAGCGACAAGCAUGUGCAAAUCUCUGAACAUUUCCGACAACGAUUUACAUAGCUGUAUAUUUGACGUCGCUAUAACUAACGAUACAACGUUUACUGAUCAAGAAACCUUCAAGCGAGAUUGUCCAGGUCAGUGUUCAGGUAAAGGCAGAUGUGUCAACGGAACAUGUGGAUGCAUCGAGGGAUGGACAGGAGAAAGUUGUGAUAAAGGUUCUUGUCUAAACUGUUCCACCGCCCAUGGAAAAUGCGUUAAAGGAUUCUGUGUGUGUGAAUUGGGAUGGGAAGGUCGAAGUUGCGAACUAAAAGCUGAGUGCCACAAUGUCAACAACUGUACAAGUCCUGUCCAUGGUGUGUGUAAGACGACGGACGUGUGUCAGUGCAGUCCUGGAUACAUAGGUCAAGAUUGUAGUGUUAUUCCAACAUGUUUCAAUGUAUCAAACUGUACUGGCAAUGGACUCUGCGUGGAUUAUGAUGUUUGCAAGUGCAAUGUAGGCUGGACUGGUACCAAUUGUACGCAGUACUCAUGCGAACACUUGGAUUAUUGCUCAGAGCAUGGACGCUGCGUAACACUCGACGAAUGCGCCUGUGACUAUGGCUGGACUGGAGCGAGCUGCGCGCUUCCUGACUGUACAGCUGUCAAUCAGUGUUCCGGGAAAGGAGAGUGUGUUGCAAGUAACUUCUGUCGCUGUUACACGGGAUAUUUAGGUGCAAGCUGCAGUGUGGUGGCUGACUGUAGUGAGUUUGCAAACUGUAGUGGCCGUGGUGUUUGUGUUUCAACGGAGUUACUCAACGUGUCGUGCAGUUGUUACACUGGUUUCACUGGAGCUAACUGUAGUCAACCUACUUGCACAACUGUGAACAAUUGUUCCAAUCAUGGAGCAUGCAUUGAGGCAGAACUCUGUAAAUGCGACAUGGGCUACAAUGGUACAGACUGCAGUAACUUCUCGUGCGAAGCUGUUAAUUCAUGUUCUGGAAACGGAGAAUGUGUUGGAUAUGACCUUUGUCGCUGUAAUAACUCCUGGUCAGGUCGUGCAUGCAGCAUUCCCGAUUGCAGUUCUGUGAAAAACUGCUCUUCUCAAGGGGACUGCAUUCUGCCAGAUACGUGUGCGUGUUAUCCAGCAUUUGACGGUAAAUACUGCGAUCAGAAUGCAAAACCAAACACCAAUUCACCCAGCUUCGACCAAAUAUUUUAUAACGCUACCAUCAUUGAAAACUCGCCUGUUGGAACAAUGAUUCUGCAAGUACAUGCCAACGAUACCGAUAUGGGAAGAAAUGGCCGAGUGUUUUACACGGUAGUAAGUGACAAAGAGGUUGAAAAUAGUCUUGCCAUUGGCGGUACAUCUGGUAAACUUUACAGCACGUCAAUGCUAGAUUUUGAGAACAUUAAAGCACCGUCAUUUAAUGUGGCUAUUGUCGCCUCGGACAAUGGCUUCCCGCAGAAAUCGGGAGUCGCCAUCGUCUAGAUAACCGUGUUGGACGAGAACGACAACUGUCCAACUUUUAUCGAGCCAUCUGGAAAUCUGCAGCUUGAGUUCUCGGUUCUUAACCCAGGUGACACACUUACCAAGGUUUCUGCCAUUGACUUGGACAGUGGAAUAAACAGUGACAUAACUUAUGGCAUGUCCAAAUCCGGCGCGUUCUCCAUUGAUCCAAAAACUGGCGUUAUCACCGUAAUUACGACGAAUUUGACGUCAGGACUGUACCAUCUGAUUGUUAGCGCUAGUGAUAAUGGAGAUGUUUCCUGCAAGACGGAGACAAGUCUGACUGUCAAAAACAACGGCUUGCCUACAAAAGAGCCUUUGACAUCAACUGCCAGCUCUUCUACGCAGAAGAUACCUGAAACGUUGACCUCUCCGCGUGAUACCGAGAGCACAUCUAUGUCCACUGAGUUGACAGAACCCACUGAGUUGACAGAACCCACAGCAGUCCAAUUUACGAGCACAACGCCUGGUGACGAAGUUACUGCAGCGCCACAGAACAGUCCCAACUACAUCAUAAUUGGUGCCUCUGGUGGUGGAGGAGUGUUGAUGAUUAUAAUCAUAGCAGUUAUAAUACGAAAGUGUCUGUGUAAAACCAGGACAUCUUCAGCCAAGCAACCCAGAAAUAUCGGAAGAGUAAAUGACUGCCUUGAAGGUGAUAUUGAGUUACCCAACAUAACCGGGAAGAUAUGAGAACUGGCUUGUUCUGGUUUCCUAUAAUAGUCAGAGACAUUAUAUCUUUCUUAUAAGGGAUUAAUAACAGUUCAAGCUGUAUUAGCGAUACAAAUAGUAGUAGCAGUGGCAGUUGCUUUUGCGCCAGCUUCAUCAGUAGCUUUAACGGUAGAAGCAGAAGAAGAAGCGAACGCAGUAGUAGCAGUAGCAGUAGCUAUGGUAGUAGAAGCCGCAGUGGCAGUUACAGUGACAACUACAGUGACGGGGGCAGUAAAAUAGUAACAGUAGCAGUAGCAGUAGACAUAACAGCAGUAGUAAUAGUCGGUAGUGGAAGCCGAAGUUGUAGCAUUAUCGGUAUCAGCAGCACCACUAGUACAGUGGCAAAAGCAUCGGUAGUGGUAGUAGCAGUAGCAGCAGAUACAGCACAGAAGUGGCAACAGUAAUUCUAGUACUAUAGUUGCUGUUCCUGUUGUUCGAUACCAAAACGCUCAAGCUAAUAUACCCAACUAGAAAUAGUGAACGUUUCACCCUAAGCUUAUAUAAUACAAGAUUUGAAAUCAAAGUGGAUAGAUGUAAACCGAGAUUUAUAAACCUACCAUAAAGAGUAUGAAUAAAAUCAAUAUUACUUUUGCUUU
Orbicella faveolata is the source of this 5322-nucleotide messenger RNA. RefSeq names its product protein bark beetle-like. Lineage: Eukaryota; Metazoa; Cnidaria; Anthozoa; Scleractinia; Merulinidae. Gene Ontology annotation, biological process: cell-cell junction maintenance; motor neuron axon guidance; homophilic cell-cell adhesion. The record is from RefSeq and is a predicted model, not a curated record. Gene Ontology annotation, molecular function: calcium ion binding. Gene Ontology annotation, cellular component: plasma membrane.